AUGAUGGUCACAAUUCCUCGAAUUUUUCUUGUGGCGUUGGGCUUCGUCGUCUCGGCCACCGUGAACGCGAGCCCCUCAAUGCCGACGGGUGAGCCCGAAGCUCAACAUGCGGACGACUGUGUUGCUUGGUAUACACCUCAACUCCAAACUCCUCCAGAGACCUGCAACGACGUUGUCAAUAUGCACCCAGGGCUUGAUUUGGCCACCUUUCUCAAAAUGAACCCUAUGAUCCACCCUUACUGCGACAACAUGCAGCUUGGCCAGAAGGUCUGCAUUCGAGCUAUUCAGCAGAAUGAUUGUGCACAGCCAGCAAACCCCAGUGCACAGCCAGCAAACCCUAGUGCACAGCCAGCAAACCCCAGUGCACACCCACAGGAACCUAGUCCAAAACGGUGGGAAACUAGUACCACACCGAAGCCACAGGGACCUAGCUCCAUCGCUUCUCCUGGAUGGCAUUGA
Messenger RNA from Penicillium cinerascens, 459 nucleotides. RefSeq lists its product as uncharacterized. Lineage: Eukaryota; Fungi; Ascomycota; Eurotiomycetes; Eurotiales; Aspergillaceae. The record is from RefSeq and is a predicted model, not a curated record. The transcript has 2 exons. Bases 1 to 459 code for a protein of 152 amino acids.